AUGGCGAAAGACGAAAAUCAAAUUGAGGUUCAUGCGCCAGAGCAAGACGCAGAUCUUUGCAAAGAGGAAAAGAAGCCAGUGGUGAGCUCGUCUACCCAGGCGCCGAAACGUUCGCUUUGGCUCGCGUGGUUGUAUAUCUUCGAUUGGUACCCCAGCCACUACUCGAAGGAGGAGAAGAAACUUGUGCGAAAGCUCGAUGGAAUUCUCUUAACGCUUUGUUGUCUGUGCUUUUAUAUCAAAUGGCUUGAUCAGAAUGCCUUGAACAGCGCAUAUGUAUCCGGCAUGGAAGAGGAGUUGAACAUCAAGGGAAACGAAUAUUCGCUCUUCGGUACCUUUUACAAUAUCGGAUACCUUGUUUUCGAGAUUCCUAGUAUGAUGAUCAUUUCACGACCGAAUCUCGCUCGCUACUACAUUCCUACCAUGGAGACACUCUGGUCUAUACUCACCUUUACACAAUGCCGAUUGCAGAACACGUCGCAAAUAUUUGGUCUGCGAUUCUUGCUCGGUGUUUUGGAAACCCCCGCGGCAACUGGCAGCAUCUACCUUCUUACUUCCUGGUAUCGGCCGGAUGAGAUGUUCAAGCGCGCUGGCGUGUGGUACGUUUCCAGUAACGUCGGUGCCAUGUUCAGUGGAUAUUUGCAGGCAGCGGCCUACACCAACCUUAGUGGCGUUGGCGGGAUGUCAGGAUGGAGAUGGCUCUUUAUCAUCGAUGGAAGCAUCAGCCUGCCUAUUUCCAUUGCCGGUUUCUUCCUUUUCCCGGGUCUCCCAACAAGCCCCAAGGUCUGGUGGCUCACGGAAGACGAGAAGAAGCUAGCCAUCGCCCGCAAGGAGGCUGACGGAUUCAAGAAGAGUGGCAAGAUCGGCAAGCGCAUGCUCAAGAGAGUCUUCACCCACUGGCAUUUUUACAUCGCAGUCUUCACCUAUGUCUGCUUCCAAUGUACAUCAUAUGUCGGAGGUCAAAUGGCCUUGUGGCUCAAAGAUGAAGCCAAGCGACACGGAACAUACACCGUUGAGCAAAUCAAUCUCAUUCCAACGGGCGUUCAAGGCGUUGCCAUCGUCACUGGCGUUCUAGUUACUAGUUUAGUCAUGAUCUAUCCAAUGUGGAUCGUCUUCUCUGUCGUAACGGCCGUUCUUCUAUUCGCCAACGUCUGUCUUCUCGUGUGGGAAAUUCCUCUUGGCCUGCAUUUCUUCGCUUAUUACUGCUUGGGACUGACGUCCUGUGUGACUCCGAUCCUCUUCCCCUGGGUCAACUUGAUAAUGAAGGAUGACAAUGAGGCACGAAGCUUCACGACCGGAGCCAUGAUGACGAUUGGAUGGGCGUUCUUCAGCUUCUAUCCAAUUACAGUAUUCCCAAGACUGGAAGCCCCCAAGUGGCGCAAAGGUUUCACCGUCAACACAGCUCUCAUUUGCUGCUACUGGAUCCUCUUCUUGAUUGGUCAGUUUCUAUGGAGGAGGGAACUUGCAUCGAAGAAGUACGACAUCAAUGCAACCAGCGAAGAGGCUUUGGAUGAUAAGACCGAGGCGGUUCAUGUUGAGGUAUCGAAGGAGACGAAAGUUUGAUGGACUUAAUCUACAUCUAUUAAGUAGCACUCUUCUGGCAAUUAUGAUCAAUGCGGCAUCAGGCUCGAGGCUUUACUCCUGAAUUGGGGGUUCAGCAAGAGUUAUCAC
Messenger RNA from Aaosphaeria arxii CBS 175.79, 1668 nucleotides. RefSeq names its product MFS general substrate transporter. Bases 1 to 1560 code for a protein of 519 amino acids. Gene Ontology annotation, cellular component: membrane. The record is from RefSeq and is a predicted model, not a curated record. NCBI's taxonomy places the organism in Eukaryota, Fungi, Ascomycota, Dothideomycetes, Pleosporales. Gene Ontology annotation, molecular function: transmembrane transporter activity. Gene Ontology annotation, biological process: transmembrane transport. The transcript has 6 exons.